Messenger RNA from Mytilus trossulus (common blue mussel), 2502 nucleotides. Its product is annotated as toll-like receptor 2. Gene Ontology annotation, cellular component: plasma membrane. The coding region runs from base 1 to 2502 and encodes 833 amino acids. Gene Ontology annotation, molecular function: protein binding; transmembrane signaling receptor activity. The transcript has a single exon. NCBI's taxonomy places the organism in Eukaryota, Metazoa, Mollusca, Bivalvia, Mytilida, Mytilidae. The record is from RefSeq and is a predicted model, not a curated record. Gene Ontology annotation, biological process: immune response; toll-like receptor signaling pathway; inflammatory response.
AUGGAGAGGAUUAUAAUUUUUUCAGUAUUAAUUAUUGUGAUCUUCUGUAAUGAAUUCGUACAUGCAUCUGUCUGCGAUAUCAAAUAUGAAUUUAAGGAAAAUAAGGAAGUAAAAAUAGCAGAUUGUAAAAACAAAGGACUGUCUUUUAUACCUCAAGAUUUACCAGGAGAUAUUAAAGUUUUAGAUAUGAGUUUUAAUCUGUUACGACUGAUUGGGAACAAUUCUUUUGUUAAUUAUAAAUACUUGCAAGAACUUUUCUUGGGACAAAAUCAACUUGAUUAUUUAUCUAAAAACUCAUUUCAAGGAUUACACAAACUAACAAUACUUGACAUGUCUGGAAAUAUCCUUAAUUUAUCUAAAGUGUAUUCAGCAGAACUAUUUCGUCCAAUUAAAAUCCUAACAAAGUUGGAUAUCAGGAGAAAUAUGCCUCAACCGAUAGACUUUGUUACGGAUUAUAAUUAUCCCGAUCAUGCAUUCGGUUAUCUUACGGAAUUGUCGUUCUUAGGAAUCGAUAUGAUGUCUUUGCCACACUUUGGAAGUGGAUUCGGUCAAUUGACCACUCUUAAAAAAUUACAUUUUGAAUCAUGUUAUUUAGUUCACUUGUCAAAUAAAACCUUUAAGAGAUUUUCGCCGUCUUUAGAACAGCUUACUCUCAAACAUUGUCGGUUACACUUUGUUGUCACAGAAUAUAACGCAUUGUUGCCGUUUCCAAACCUUCGUGUGAUAGAUUUUUCUGGAACGUUCAUGCAUUUGAAGCAUGCAUUGCAGCUAUUACACCCAUACCGUAAUGCCACUAUUACGACAAUAAACUUCGGUCAUGUGAGUGACAUUAGUAUUGACAGGGUUGAUAUUCCGUAUGUUCUGACAAUUACAGCGGACAUAAUGAAGAACCUGAAAACAAUUUGUGUAGAAAAUCUAGAUUUAUCAGAAAAUGGAAUAGUUGAUAUUGAGCCUGGAUCUUUGUUUUCCUUAGAUCACCCGGGAUGUUUACGACAAAUUUCCUUUAAAGGUAACAGGUUUUUGCUUUUUAGCGAGAAGAAUCUAAAUGAGAUACAAUAUUUUUUUCGUAAAACUGUUAGAUUGAAUUCAUUGGACUAUUCAUAUAAUGCUGUCAAUUAUGGUUUAAAAUAUGCAGGUACCUUAAAUUUAGAUUUUAAUUGUUCAUUUCACAGUUUUGUGAUAUUACCAAAGUCACUUGAAAAACUAGAUGUCAGUUACACAAUAGCAUAUACCUUCCCUGCAAUUUAUGUAUCAGUUCCUAAAAAUAACAGCCUUACAUAUCUAGAUGUAUCUUAUUCAAACAUAAAUACUCCUAUGAUUGAUUUUCAAAUUCGACUGGAAACAUUUAUGUCUAAUGGUGGAGACUAUUCAUUUGCAUGGAAUCAAUUAAAACGUUCUCCCUAUCACACUCUUAAAAAGAUUGUAUGGAAAAACGCCGACCUAGAUACUGCAAUAAGACUAUACGGAAAUCAAUUCUUUAACAGUAUAAGAUCUAUCGAGUCAAUGGAUAUAUCUGAAAAUGAUAUUUGGUAUUUUCCAGACGACUUAUUAAAUCCAAUGCCAAACUUGACAUAUCUUUAUUUAAGUAAAAAUUCAUUUCAGUCUAUUCCGAUACAACUAAGUUAUACUAAAGUACAAAUACUGGACGUAAGGAAGAAUCGAUUAACAAGUGUAAGUUCGGUUAUCAGAGACUGGGCAGAUAAGAUACAGGAACUACAUGGAAUGACUUUAAAUCUCAUUGAUAAUGCAUUUGAGUGCAAUUGUGACAAUAUAGACUUUAUAAGAUGGAUUCAGACUACAAAAGUUAAUCUGGACAGCCGAUCAUAUAAGUGUAAAUUGUCCAACGGAACAGUUAUUGAUACACUUAUUGCGUACAACUCUUUAUAUGAAUUGUUUGCUGACUGUAAGAAUACCAUGUGGUUAACCUUUGCAUCAACAUUAUUAUCAACAUUUAUCACGAUCUCACUUUUACUUUUUGCCUAUAACAGGAGAUGGAAAAUCAUCUUCUCUAUCUAUGGAGUUAUUCGCCGUGUUGUUGAGCGCAAAGUCUGGAGGAUUUACCAAUAUGACGUGUAUAUAUCAUAUGAAGGAGAUAUUGUCAUUUGGAUUAAAAAUGUAUUGAUACCUAAACUUGAGACCGAGUGGGGACUGACGAUGUGUGUUAAAGAUCGAGAUUUUUUAGUUGGACCGAGCCAAGCGGACAACGAGGCAGAGAGCAUUCAAAACAGCAGGUCCAUUAUAUUUCUAGUCACGCCCGAAUUCCUAUCGUCACACGAGUGCAUGUUCGAACUUGACAGGGCAAAAUAUGAAAGAAUUACAAAGAAUUUGGAGCGUAUUAUUAUCAUAACAAAAGAUAUAACAAUGACUGAUAUUCCUGUAGAGUUUUCGUACAUUUGGAAUUAUGCAUUUAUUGUACAAUGGCCGAAAACUCUAGAUAAUUUGGAUGAUACUUGGAGGAAACUGAGGAUGCUGCUCACUGAUGGUUUGAUUACAAACACAUAA